ACAAUACGACGUUUGACAGUCGUGUAGGUACUGUGCGAGAAUGUGGCGAGAGUGUGGUGUCCUUGUGUUGGUGUGUGUAUUUGGUGCUGGGAGUCUAAGUGGGCGAGGUUUCUUCUGCCGAGACCCAGAAACAGGCAAACUUCACGGCGUAAACACAACGUGGCCCUCAACUUCAUUCUGCGGUAACUAUCACUGUAAACUCAAGAGGAAAAAUAUGACAGGAACAAAUUAUGCACCUCUAAGACUAAUAAAUAUUACACGUCUGGGUAUAGAAAACCAGAACGCUAGUGUAAUAGAAUUAAAAAAAAAUGUUCCCGAUGCAAAACAUAGCAGCAAAAAUGGCGUAAAGUUUAAUAAGAAAGCCCAUUCUAAUAUCAUAAACGGUAUACUUUCGCUGCAAGCAAAUAGAGAACUCAAAGUAGAAGAUUCUCGCGAUGACAAAAACGUCACUGAUAAAGACAGAUAUUUAUCAGAAAAGGAAAUUAGAAGUCUAACAGAAAUGCUACACACAGUUAAGAAAAGUGAUCUAGAUGCCAUAGUAGAAAUAUACAAUUUAGCACAAGAUAUUUAUAAGGAAAUCGAUAAAACAAGCACAGACCGAGUACCGGAACAAACAAAGAACGGCUUGAAAAAUAUCGAGGGAGAAAAGAAUCAGUUGGAGAGUUCUAUGAAGCCGACUAAACAUGUUUCAUAUUGGUAUGAACCAUUAGCCAAUAACAAAGUACGACCAGCGGAGCUGUUGCGCCCUGAAACGUCUAGAGUGGAAACAAUAAUACAUGACAUUUUCCCUGGAAUACCAGCCGUACCUGUAGCUGUAGAAGUAAUACCCGCCGUUGUAGAUGCACCACCAAAAACUGUACAAAAUCCUAUACAAACGACACCAACAUCAGUCCCCGUUUCACAUAACAAUGUUCGAACAAAUAUGGAAUCAUUUUUCGAAAAUGGAUCUCUAAGUCCGAAAGAUUUUGGUAAGCUGCCAUACUACUAUGCCAUGUCGCACUUCCAAAGAUCAUCUUCAUACAUACAUGAUCGGAAACAGCUGAAGCCAGUUAGUAAAAAGACACACCAUGUGCCCCAACCAACUCACAAAACUAUCACGUACAAGCCCGUGUUCUCUGGUGGGAAGUACCAGAAGGAGAUUAAGCCAUCAAUUUUACUGCCAUACCCAUUCUCAAACAUAAUUCAUUACAACUGGUCGGUGUCACAAAAUCCACGCAAGAACUUAUACCACAGAAGCCACAUCUACGAUACCGUAGAAAAGAAAGCAUUAAAUACUAAUCCAAACCCAGCCAAGCAAAUAGUAAAAAGUAAUGCUAUUCUUAUGAAUCCAGAUUUAGAGAAUUUCCAAGACCUACAAAUGAAGCCUUCGAUGUUGGAAAAGAAAAGUGUAGGCGGUACAAAGAAAGAUGAAGUUAAAAUGGCUGACUGGCAGUCAGAUCCGCUGCCGCAGCAAAUUUUGGAAGAAGUGAGAGCACAUGUUCAAGAAAAACAGAAGUUAUUUCUCAAUCCCCUUCCACUACGUAAGAAAGGUAAAUUAGAGAGAGUGGGAAAGGUGAUGAACUUGGAUGAAACAAAGAGGAACAAAAGAUGGGCGACGCAAAGUGAACCAGUCGAACAGAGCUUAGAACCAGAAUUAUAUGAAGUCUAUAUCGAAAGAACAACGUAAGUAGAAAUAAUUUAAUUAGUUGGUAAGUAAAUGUUGAAUGUGUAUGUCAUGUUGAAUGUGUGAAUAAUAAAAUUCUAACAAUGUUGCUGUUUUUAUUUUGUGAACUUAAUAUAGAA
This is a messenger RNA of Spodoptera litura, 1782 nucleotides long. RefSeq lists its product as uncharacterized. The record is from RefSeq and is a predicted model, not a curated record. Lineage: Eukaryota; Metazoa; Arthropoda; Insecta; Lepidoptera; Noctuidae.